Messenger RNA from Miniopterus natalensis, 609 nucleotides. RefSeq names its product transmembrane 4 L6 family member 4. Gene Ontology annotation, cellular component: membrane. The record is from RefSeq and is a predicted model, not a curated record. Lineage: Eukaryota; Metazoa; Chordata; Mammalia; Chiroptera; Miniopteridae.
AUGUGCACCGGCGGGUGUGCCAAGUGCCUGGGGGGCACCCUCAUUCCCCUCGCUGUGUUUGCCGUCCUGGCUAACAUCCUGCUGUUUUUUCCUGGAGGAAAAGUGAUAGACAACACUGAACACCUUUCCCAAGAAGUCUGGUAUUUCGGAGGAAUAUUAGGAAGUGGGGUCUUGAUGAUCUUCCCAGCACUGGUGUUCCUGGGCCUGAAGAACAAUGAUUGCUGUGGGUGCUGUGGCAAUGAGAGCUGUGGGAAGAGAUUUGCGAUGUUCACCUCCACAAUAUUUGCUGUGAUUGGAUUCUUGGGCGCUGGAUACUCAUUUAUCAUCUCAGCCAUCUCCAUCAACAAGGGUCCUAAAUGUCUCAUGGAAAAUGGCCAGUGGGGCUACCCCUUUCACAAAGGCGAUUACCUCAGUGACGAAGCCUUAUGGAGCAACUGCCAGAUGCCUGAAAACGUGGUGUCCUGGAAUCUCACCCUCUUCUCCAUCCUGCUCAUCAUAGGAGGGACCCAGAUGUGUCUCUGUGCCAUCCAGGUGGUCAACGGCCUCCUGGGGACCCUGUGUGGAGACUGCGGGUGUUGUGGCUGCUGUGGGGGAGAUGGACCAGUUUAA